Molecule: messenger RNA, 1531 nt
Organism: Condylura cristata (star-nosed mole)
Lineage: Eukaryota; Metazoa; Chordata; Mammalia; Eulipotyphla; Talpidae
Gene: UFSP2
Product: UFM1-specific peptidase 2
Exons: 12
Coding region: 41-1450 (469 amino acids)
Source: RefSeq, a predicted model, not a curated record
AGGAACUACAGCGAGUGUCUGUCAAUGCCACGUCUCAGACAUGGUGACUUCAGAGACUAUGGAUAUACUCUUCAGAAUAAGAGGAGGCCUUGAUCUGGCUUUUCAACUAGCUACUGCUAAUGAAGUUUUCAUCAGGGAAGCUCUAAAACAUGUGUUGAGUGACCUCUCAAAAAAGCUUUGUUCCGAUGCACUUGUGUUCAGAAUUUGCCACAGCUCGGUGUACAUCUGGCCUAACAGCGAUGUAAACACCAUUUCAGGAGAGCUGACUGAUAGUUCUGCUUGUAAGAACAUAAUGCGCUUUAUUCAAUUUGAGCAGGAAGAAGAUACAAAACGAAAAUUCAUGAAAAAGAAAGACAAAAAGUCAUCAGACAUGCAGCAAGUAGUAAAUAUAGACCUCAUGCUGGAAAUGUCAACCUCUCUGGCAGCUGUAACCCCAGUCAUCGAAAGGGAAAGUGGAGGACACCACUAUGUUAAUAUGACUUUACCAGUCGAUGCAGUUAUAUCUGUUGCACCCGAAGAAGCAUGGGGAAAAGUUCGUAAACUUCUAGUUGAUGCAAUUCUAAAUCAACUAACUGACAUGGAGAAGUGCAUUUUUAAGUACAUGAAAGGAACAUCUAUUGUAGUCCCUGAACCACUGCACUUUUUAUUACCAGGAGAAAAAAGUCUUGUAACCAUUUCCUAUCCAUCAGGAAUCCCAGAUGGGCAGCUGCAGGCCUAUAGGAAGGAGCUACAUGAUCGCUUCAAUCUGCCUCAUAAUAGACCAUAUUUCAGAAGGUCUAAUGCUUAUCACUUUCCAGAUGAACCAUACAAAGAUGGUUACAUUAGAAAUCCACACACUUAUCUCAAUCCACCUAACAUAGAGACUGGUGUGAUCCAACUGGUCCAGGGCAUCUAUGGUUAUCAUCAUUACAUGCAGGAUCGGAUAGAUGACAGUGGCUGGGGCUGUGCUUACCGGUCUCUGCAGACCAUCUGCUCUUGGUUCAAACAUCAGGGCUAUACAGAAAGAGCCAUCCCAACACACAGAGAGAUCCAGCAGGCUCUAGUUGAUGCAGGGGACAAGCCAGCGACAUUUGUUGGAUCUCGACAAUGGAUUGGCUCUAUCGAGGUACAGCUGGUACUAAACCAAUUGAUUGGCGUAACUUCAAAAAUAUUGUUUGUCAGCCAAGGUUCUGAAAUGGCUUCUCAAGGACGGGAACUGGCUAACCAUUUCCGGAGUGAAGGAACUCCAGUAAUGAUCGGAGGUGGCGUUUUGGCCCACACAAUCCUGGGAGUUGCAUGGAAUGAGAUCACAGGGCAGAUAAAAUUUCUGAUUUUAGAUCCACAUUACACCGGUGCUGAAGAUCUGCAGGUUAUUUUGGAGAAGGGCUGGUGUGGAUGGAAAAGUCCAGACUUUUGGAACAAGGAUGCUUACUAUAACUUAUGUCUUCCUCAGCGACCAAGCAUAAUUUAAAGUAUUAAAAGACUAUGGUAUUAUUGUACUAUAACUUUGCUAAUGAAAAGUUUAAUUUCAAAUCAAGUACUGGGUAUAGUU